UCACACGACGCGGAAUCAUGACGCAGAUGACUGGAGGAGAGAAGCAAUAUCAACGUCUAUUUUCAGAUACGAAAUGUGAACAACUUUUAAGCGUUUAAAACUAUAACCCGUUCGUUGACUAGAAUACGUUACAUUUGAUGAACCCUGUCUUCUCUUCGAGAGAUCCAGACAAAAGCGAUGGAGGGAGGAGUGAUGGAGAGAGAAGUGAUGUCUGAGAAGCCAGUCAUGCAGACACAGCCAUCCACACUGCCCUUCUUUGACACGGCCCACGCCUUUAACCUGCUCCGGGGGAUCCACGAACUCCGCGCAGAGCGCAAGUUCUUUGACGUCACGCUCUGCGCCGAGGGCCGCGAGUUCCAUUGCCACCGGACUGUGUUGGCCGCAGCCAGCACCUACUUCAGGGCCAUGUUCGCCGGGACGCUGAGAGAGAGCGCCAUGGACCGUGUGGUCCUUCACGAGGUGUCUGCUGAACUACUGGGCCUGCUGGUGGACUUCUGUUAUACAGGCCGAGUCACAGUCACCCAGGAUAAUGUAGACCUCCUGCUGAAGACGGCCGACCUGUUCCAGUUCCCCUCCGUUAAAGAGGCCUGCUGUGCCUUCUUGGAGCAGAGAUUAGACGUCUCCAACUGCCUGGAGAUCCAGGACUUUGCAGAGGCCUACGCCUGCCAUGACUUGGCCGUCAGCGCGCGCCGCUUCGUCCUCAAGAACAUUGUGGACCUCGCCAAAGGCAAGGACUUUAAGCGGUUGCCCUGGAAACGGCUGCUGGAGUUCGUGUCGGACGAUGCGCUGUGUGUGGACAAGGAGGAGACGGUCUAUCAGAUCGCGGUGCGCUGGGUCAAAGCAGACUUACAGAGGCGGCUCCACUACUGGCCCACGCUGCUGGAGCAGGUCAGACUACCCUUUGUACGUCGGUUCUAUCUACUCGCCCACGUGGAAAGCGACCCCCUGGUUUACCUCUCCCCCUCCUGCCUGAGGAUGGUGAGCGAGGCCCGGAGCUUCCAGUCGUGUGAGUAUGACCGGCAUGACAGACCCUGCCAACGCAUGCGGCCGCGGCCCUCCACCGGCCUGGCUGAGAUCCUGGUGGUGGUGGGCGGCUGUGACCAGGACUGUGACGAGCUGGUCACUGUGGACUGUUAUAACCCUCAGACUGGACAGUGGCGCUACCUGGCCGAGUUCCCCGAUCACCUGGGAGGGGGCUACAGUAUGGCCGCCCUGGGCAAUGAUAUGUAUGUCACAGGAGGAUCUGACGGUUCGCGUCUCUAUGAUGGCGUGUGGCGCUACAACUCCAGCGUUAACGAGUGGACCGAGGUGUCGCCAAUGCUCAAAGCCCGGGAGUACCACAGUUCCUGUGUCCUCAGAGGUCAGCUGUAUGUGGUGGCGCCAGACAGCACGGAGCGCUACGACCACGCGCUGGACUGCUGGGAGGCCCUGCCCGCCAUGCUGCACUCUAUGGACAACUGCUCCACCACCACCUGUAAGGGGCGUCUCUACGCCAUCGGCUCCAUGACCACAACAGGGGAGGACAACAUGGCCAUACAGUGUUACGAUGUGGACACCAACCGCUGGACCCUGGUCAACUGUGGCGAGCUGCCACCGUGGUCUUUCGCUCCCAAGACGGUCACCCUCAAUGGGCUCAUCUACUUUGUCAGGGAUGACUCGGCAGAGGUCGACAUCUACAACCCUCAGAAGAAUGAAUGGGACAAGAUCAGCCCGAUGACACAGGUCCAUGUAGGAGGCAGUGUGGCAGUCCUGGGUGGUCGUCUCUUCGUGUCUGGUGGCUAUGACAACACAUUUGAGCUGUCUGACAUGGUGGAGGCCUACGACCCCUCCACCCAUACCUGGACACCCGCAGGCCGCCUUCCCCAGCCCACCUUCUGGCAUGGCAGUGUCAGCAUCUUCCGCCAGCUCAUGCCCGCCGUAUCCAACGCUUUCGAACCCAUUGACCUACCCGAGGCUAACUCCAUCCACCUGCACCGACACCACCGCAACCAGGCCAUGCACAACCACAACCUCAACCAGAACCACGACGUCAACCCAGUGUAACACACUCCAAAAACUAAUGGGUCAGGGAAUAUCAUACUGACCACUGUUUCAGCCAUUUUAGGUUUACUGUGAAAACAUACACCUCUUUAUGAUGCUACAGAAAAGGUGGAAAGACAGAGUGAUCAAAUGAUCCUGCAUGGAUGUGAUCACUAUAGGACUGUAAUUACAUUACAUUGUGCUUAUGUGACUGAACAUGUGUGCAAUUUUGUGAUCCCCAUGUAAUUCACUUGCCUACCACACUGUCAUUGAUCAUGAUCAAUGGGCAUAUUAUUGACUGGACUAAUAGACUGGCUGGGUAUGAAGGUCUCAUGUUGGGGAAAGAAAAAUCUAUACAUA
Molecule: messenger RNA, 2379 nt
Organism: Oncorhynchus tshawytscha (Chinook salmon)
Lineage: Eukaryota; Metazoa; Chordata; Actinopteri; Salmoniformes; Salmonidae
Product: kelch-like protein 21
Exons: 5
Coding region: 178-2043 (621 amino acids)
Biological process (GO): protein ubiquitination
Molecular function (GO): protein binding
Source: RefSeq, a predicted model, not a curated record